Messenger RNA from Mangifera indica (mango), 565 nucleotides. RefSeq names its product photosystem II repair protein PSB27-H1, chloroplastic. Gene Ontology annotation, biological process: photosystem II assembly; photosystem II repair. The record is from RefSeq and is a predicted model, not a curated record. The transcript has a single exon. The annotation marks the transcript as partial. NCBI's taxonomy places the organism in Eukaryota, Viridiplantae, Streptophyta, Magnoliopsida, Sapindales, Anacardiaceae. Gene Ontology annotation, cellular component: chloroplast thylakoid lumen; photosystem II.
AGACGCCACUUUUUGACCCUAUCUGCUAGCUGCAUACUCUCUUCUUCGUUUCUAUCUCCUUUAACCCCAGCAUUUGCUUCUUCUGACGAAGAGCAUGGGAAAGAUACUGAAGAUGUUAUCAGUAAAGUUAGAACUUCAAUCACCAUGGAUAAGAACAACCCAAAUGUGGCAAGUGCAGUUGCUGACUUAAGAGAUGCUUCAAAUUCUUGGGUUGCUAAGUAUAGAAGAGAAAAAGCUUUACUUGGAAGAGCUUCGUUUCGAGAUAUGUACUCUGCAUUGAAUGCCGUUUCAGGACAUUACAUUAGUUUUGGACUCACUGCUCCAAUUCCUGCCAAGAGAAAGGCCAGGAUUCUUGAAGAGAUGGACACUGCGGAGAAGGCCCUUUCGAGGGGUUGAUAGAGAGACACAGAUUCACAGAUUCACAGAUCUUCUUAUCAAGGAACUUUUUCUUUCUAAUUACAUUCUUUUCCCUUUGAAUUUGAACUAUUUUGACAGAAGGUUCAGUUUGUAAAUGAUGAGAAAUAUCAUGAUAAAAGCUUUCUGUAUAUGUUUCAAAGUAAUUUUU